Messenger RNA from Vanrija pseudolonga, 438 nucleotides. It is a transcript of the gene lsm7, whose product is annotated as U6 snRNA-associated Sm-like protein LSm7. Gene Ontology annotation, molecular function: RNA binding. Gene Ontology annotation, biological process: mRNA splicing, via spliceosome; nuclear-transcribed mRNA catabolic process. The record is from RefSeq and is a predicted model, not a curated record. Gene Ontology annotation, cellular component: Lsm1-7-Pat1 complex; spliceosomal tri-snRNP complex; U2-type prespliceosome. NCBI's taxonomy places the organism in Eukaryota, Fungi, Basidiomycota, Tremellomycetes, Trichosporonales, Trichosporonaceae. The transcript has 5 exons. Bases 40 to 375 code for a protein of 111 amino acids.
GUUCGCCCAUCUACAACACCACCAAAACCCCUGCAAAACAUGUCAUCAAGAGGCGGACGAGGAGGCGCGACUCGCGGCCGUGGCGGCGCGCAGGGAAGGCCCGACGACCGCAAGAAGAAGGAGAGCAUCCUCAACCUCGCGCUCUACGUCGACAAGAGCAUCAACGUCAAGUUUGCCGGUGGGCGCGAGGUCACGGGCAUCCUCAAGGGCUACGACCAGCUCAUGAACCUCGUCAUGGACGAGGUCGUCGAGUCGUAUGAGAACGAUGCGAUCCCCAAGCGGACACUCGGCCUCGUCGUCCUCCGCGGCCCUAACGUCGUCCUCAUCAGCCCGACUGACGGCUCAGCUGAAAUCGAAAACCCCUUCGCUCAGUAGAUGGCGAGAUUGACCGCGACGCAGUAGUAGCAUCAAUAGCACGCAUGUAUCAUCAGAGACGUC